Molecule: messenger RNA, 2601 nt
Organism: Phlebotomus argentipes
Lineage: Eukaryota; Metazoa; Arthropoda; Insecta; Diptera; Psychodidae
Product: probable ATP-dependent RNA helicase DHX35
Exons: 5
Coding region: 488-2557 (689 amino acids)
Cellular component (GO): intracellular anatomical structure; catalytic step 2 spliceosome
Molecular function (GO): ATP hydrolysis activity; RNA binding
Source: RefSeq, a predicted model, not a curated record
UAUGAUUUUAUUUCAAAGAAAGGAUUAGUUCUACAAGGAAUUAAUAUGCACAUUUAAGUAAAUUUCCUUGAAAUUUAAUUUAAUUUCCGCUGAUCUCAAAAGUGGUCGUUAUCUAUUUUCCAUCUUCUUCCCCAUUUAAACAUUCAAACCCAUUUUUUCUAUUUGUGCGUUGAGUCCACCGCAGCGCUGGUGUCGCAUGAGUAGUUGUCAAGUUGUGGAAAACGCGUAGAGCUCAGUCGUGUUUGGAAUUUACCGUGGAAAUAUUGCCUCAUUUGGCUGGUGUCGUCCUCGUGAGCGCCCCAAACGUUGUGUAGUCGCGAAGAGGAGUCUCAGGGCUAGCGAGUGCGCGUAUUGAACUGGCGGCAGGACAGAAGAUUCCGUCUGCACUUUGCCCGGAGUGGCGUGAUGAUCCACUGUUGAAGUGCUUUCCGGACGUCCGGGAGACACGCUGAUCAUCCUGGAAUUGAGUACCAGCGGAGUGUGGAGCAUGAGCCUGGGCGAGUCCAGUCGGCCGAAGUUCUUGAAACCUGAUGACGAGUCCUUUGCGUCAGAUCGCGACGCCCUUCCUUCCGAUGAUCAGGUGACCACGUUCGUCUUCAACGCACAUCACAAUUUGAAGCUAGCUGAGCAGCGAGAACGUCUUCCGAUCUACAGAUAUCGCGAUCACAUCCUCCACUGUCUGGAGCAGUAUCAGACGCUCGUGCUGGUGGGCGAGACGGGAAGCGGGAAGAGUACUCAAGUGCCACAGUAUUUGUACGAGUUCGGAUGGCACGCGAAGGGUUUGAUCGGCGUGACGGAGCCGAGGAGGAUUUCUGCCAUCACGCUGGCGGAUCGUGUGGCGCAGGAGCGUGGAGAGCUGGCCGGAGACUCGGUGGGAGUGUCAGUGCGGUUCAUCGAGAAGGUUUCUGCUGUCACAAGGAUUAAAUAUAUGACUGAAGGCAUCCUGCUGAAUGAACUCCUGGCCGAUCCUCUCUUGACACAGUACACAGUGAUUAUGAUUGACGAGGCGCACGAGAGGAACACCCUCACGGACAGCUUAAUGGGCUUGCUGAAGAAGAUCCUGAGCAAACGAGAGGAUCUGCGCGUGAUUAUCGCCUCAGCCACAAUUGAUGCUGAGAUGUUCAGGGAUUUCUUCAGCAGGAAACAUCGGAAGGGUGACAAGGACACCGCUGUGAUCUUGAGUGUGGAGGGACGUUUGCAUCCGGUUGAGAUCUUCUAUCUGCGAGAACCCUGUCCGGAUUACGUGCAGGCCACAGUCAGCACUUGCCUGAAGAUCCACAGGAGUGAGAGUCGUGGAGACAUUCUGGCCUUCCUCACGGGCCAGGAGGAGGUGCUGCGCGCGGUGAAUCUGCUGAAGGAGCACCAAGAGGCGGAUGAUAUGACGGAUGUGCAAAUUCUACCCAUGUACGGCACUCUGCCGAACUCUGACCAGCUGAAAGUGUUCUUUGCGCCUCCGCGAGGCGUUCGGAAAAUUGUGCUGGCGACGAAUAUCGCCGAGACGUCCAUCACGAUUCCGGGCAUUGUUUAUGUGGUGGAUUGUGGCUUCGUGAAGCUCAAGUGGUUUACGCCAGAGAGUCGCAUGGACUCUCUGGUGGUGGUGCCGGUGAGUAGGGCGGCGGCUGAGCAGCGUGCCGGUCGAGCGGGUCGCGUGAGGAGUGGAAAGGUGUUCAGACUCUAUGGAGAGGAAGAUUUCAAGGAGUUGCCUGAAAAUACGCCACCAGAGAUGCGACGGACAAAUCUCUGCUCGACAAUUCUACACUUGAAAGCCCUUGGGAUUGACAAUGUCCUGCGAUUUGAUUUCCCUUCACCGCCGCCAGCCAGGAAUCUUCACGCCGCCCUGGAGACGCUGUACGCUUUAGGGGCGUUGGAUGACAGUGGAAGCCUUACGCGACCUGUGGGCUAUUCCCUGGCCGAAAUGCCCAUCGAUCCGAUGAUGGGGAAGAUGCUGUAUGUGGCCAGUGAGAUGGGCUGCACGGAGGAGAUUCUCUCCAUCAUCGCCAUGCUUCAGGUGCAAUCGGUAUUCUCGAAGCCGGCUUCUAGCCAGGCGCAGAUUAGGGCGCGCAUCGCGAAGAGAGACUUUGAAGUGGCGGAAGGUGAUCUCAUAACGCUACUCAAUGUCUUCACGGCUUUCGUGGCCGAGGGUAGAACCAAGGACUUCUGUGGUCGCCACUUCCUGAUCUAUCGGAACCUAAAGCGCGCCUACGAAAUUCGUUCUCAGCUAGAGUCACACGUAAGGAACAAAAUUGGUCUGCCGAUGAUCUCGUGCCAGGGCAAUGUGGAGACACUCUGUCGGUGCAUUGUGGCUGGAUUCUUCCCCAAUGCGGCGUAUCUGCACCACUCUGGCGAGUACAGGAGCGUCCGUGGCAGCACAGAACUUCACUUGCAUCCGCAAUCCACGCUGUACACGCUCAAGCCGCCCAAGUGGGUGGUCUUCUGCGAACUGAUGCUCACCACGAAGCUCUUCAUGAAGGAGAUCACGGUGAUUAGGGACGAGUGGCUGCUGGAAUUGGCUCCGCACUACUAUCACAAAGCCACAGUUCGAGAUACUGAAGAUUAAUCAUCAUUUAUUUGUUCUAUAAAUGAAAAACAUUCUUUCACCUA